AUGGCAAAACUCACUGACGUUGCCGACUACGAUGCCGACGAAACGUCCGGGAAUGUGCCCCGUCCAUGGUCCGGCUUUGGAAAGGAUUAUACAUACAAUGGACUCCGGACAAGGUGCGUUUCUCUAAGUUUUCCUACCAAUAUGACCAACUUGCGAAAACAAGGUCAAACAACUUUCAUUCCAAUAUUGUUUAAUUUUGGAAUGACAUUGGUUAUACUUUGGUACUUGGACGCUUUCUGA
Messenger RNA from Protopolystoma xenopodis, 240 nucleotides. NCBI's taxonomy places the organism in Eukaryota, Metazoa, Platyhelminthes, Monogenea, Polystomatidea, Polystomatidae. The record is from the annotation of a GenBank genome assembly.